Molecule: messenger RNA, 2280 nt
Organism: Papilio xuthus (Asian swallowtail)
Lineage: Eukaryota; Metazoa; Arthropoda; Insecta; Lepidoptera; Papilionidae
Gene: sgg
Product: glycogen synthase kinase 3 beta homolog shaggy
Exons: 11
Coding region: 302-1702 (466 amino acids)
Biological process (GO): negative regulation of canonical Wnt signaling pathway; positive regulation of proteasomal ubiquitin-dependent protein catabolic process; cell differentiation
Cellular component (GO): nucleus; cytoplasm; axon
Molecular function (GO): ATP binding; protein serine/threonine kinase activity
Source: RefSeq, a predicted model, not a curated record
UUUAGCCGAUUGACCGAGCGAACGAGUCUGUGAAGUCCGAAGAAACUAAAAAUUUGUCGUUCACUUUAUUGAUGUAAAUUUGAAAAAUUAACAAAAUGAUAUUGUAAAAUCAUACUAAGACCAUCUUAUUUUGUUUUAAACUUUCUAUUAGUGAUACUAUUUUGACUAUUAUAUUUCUAAUAUAGUAAUUCGUCGGCGAAGUGAUAGAGUUCAGUGCGAGUGCUAGCAAGGGUGGUAACGAGAAAUGUGAAGUAGUAUCUAUGAAGUUCAGGAUUCGGCCGUUUAUUUUAUACCUAUAAUAAUGAGCGGGCGCCCUAGGACCACGUCUUUCGCCGAGGGCGGCAAAUCCGUUCGAAAGACAUUCGAAAAUCAACCACCGAAACCACCUCUCGGAGGAGUAAAAAUUUGCAGCGACGUGGACGCACCUAAAAAGGCCGAGCUGGCUUCGGAAAAGAAGACCGCCACCUCCCAUCGCAAGGACGGUUCAAAGGUGACGACUGUGGUAGCAACGCCGGGGCAGGGCCCCGACCGGCCAUUGGAGGUUAGCUAUUCGGAUAUGAAGCUGAUCGGAAAUGGCAGCUUCGGCGUCGUUUACCAGGCCAAACUGUGCGAUAGCGGCGAGCUCAUUGCCAUCAAGAAGGUGCUCCAGGAUAAAAGGUUUAAGAACCGAGAGCUUCAAAUCAUGCGACGACUGGAGCAUUGUAAUAUUGUCAAACUGAAAUACUUCUUUUACUCCAGCGGAGAAAAGGUGUCAGUGGCCGCAGCUGUUAGUCCACUACUAAAUGCGAUGCAGUCUUUUGAUGUCGCAAAGGACGAAGUGUACCUGAAUCUGGUGCUGGAGUACAUACCCGAGACGGUGUACAAAGUUGCACGUCACUACUCCAAAGAUGAACAAACCAUACCCAUUAGUUUUAUAAAGCUGUACAUGUACCAGUUGUUCCGGAGCCUGGCGUAUAUCCACUCGCUGGGCAUCUGUCACCGGGACAUCAAGCCGCAGAACCUGCUGCUGGACCCCAAGACUGGCGUACUCAAGCUGUGCGACUUCGGCUCCGCCAAACACCUCGUGCGCGGCGAGCCUAACGUCUCCUACAUCUGCUCGCGUUACUAUCGCGCGCCCGAGCUCAUCUUUGGCGCAAUCGAUUAUACCACUAAGAUUGACGUGUGGAGCGCGGGCUGCGUGGUGGCGGAGCUGCUCCUCGGACAGCCGAUAUUCCCCGGAGACUCCGGGGUCGACCAGCUCGUUGAAAUUAUUAAGGUCCUGGGCACACCGACACGCGAGCAAAUCCGCGAGAUGAAUCCAAACUACACAGAAUUCAAAUUUCCACAGAUCAAAAGCCAUCCCUGGGCGAAGGUGUUCCGCGCGUGCACUCCGCCGGACGCGAUCUCUCUGGUGUCUCGGCUGCUGGAGUACACGCCGGGCGCGCGGCUCUCCCCGCUGCAGGCGUGCGCGCACAGCUUCUUCGACGAGCUGCGCGAGCCCGCCGCGCGCCUGCCCAACGGCCGCGCCCUGCCCCCGCUCUUCAACUUCACCGAGUACGAGCUCGCCAUACAGCCCUCGCUCAACGAGUUCCUCAAGCCGCGCGCGCCCGCCGCGCCCAACGACGCGCCCGGCGGCUCCGGCGCCGCCGACCACGCACAUGAGGCCCAGGCAGACAACGCUGCGGCGUGCGGGCCGAGCGGCGGAUCGCCGAGCGCGUCGUAGACGGCGACGUAGCCCACGCCCACGUCCGCGCCCGCGCCCACGACCUCGACCGUCGCCCACGCCCACGCCUGACCUCAUCGCCUCGCCCGCGCGCUGAUCCCCGACGCCCGACAGACUAUCGCCACUCUAAAUGCAUUUAGAGCGACCGUUCCUCGUACCUCAGUCGGUCGGUACCCGUACCCGGUACAAAUGUAUGGUACACUCGUCCGUUGUCGGAACGUGUCGGAACAUGUCGGAUGCGAUCGGAACUAAGAUGGGUAUUUCAUAUGCUAUUUAGUGAUAGUAUUUUUAUUUUCGUGUUGGCCAUCGGGUAAAAUUAUAUGCAUAAUAGGUGUUUUCAGCGAGCAGUCGUGUGAUAUCGUAGUGUUUAUGUGGAAAAGCUUGAGCUGUCGCAGUCGGUGAGAAGGGUAAAAUCCGCAGUAGACUCUUUACCGUCUCCAUGUGAUUACUUUGUACUUUUGUAAGCUCAAAUUUUUUUUUAUGUAAAUACCUUAAAACUGCGUUUUUAAAUUAAUGAUUAUUUUUGGUGAACGUCAGAUUAAAUAUCUGGAUAAAUGGUAUUGUUUUAUAUUUUACAU